CUGGAAGAAAAUAACUUUAUUUUACAGUGUGGUAUAUUUAAAGGGACUGAGCGGAGUCACUGGGAGUGUCGGGCCUUAUCCAGAGCCUGAGAAGUCACGAGGGCUCAGAGCUACCUCUGGAACAUACUAGCCCCAAAAGCACAACUGUAGGCCUUUUCCUUCUGGCUGUCCAAAGUGCCCUGCAGAGAUGUGAAUGCCAGCCAUUGGGAGGGUUAACUGAAUAGUAGGUUGCCCUUGAAUUUGGUUUUGCCCUUGGUGAAAGUCACAGGCAACAGUAACUAAUCAUUUGAAGGCUCCAAGUAAACAAGAGCAAUCCUAAUGGUCUGUGACCCAUCCAGUUACUGUCCCAGUCAUUUUUGUUAUUUUGUACCUGUGACCCCAGGAUACCAUGGACUCAAGGCCAGCGAGAAAGCUGUUCACAUUAAGGAAAGAAGUCUUCCGUGAGGGUCCCUUCUCCCACACUCCACCUGCUGGCACUCCUGGAGUCCCCUCGUUUUUAUUUCAGAAGACAGAAGAAAGGGACAAGUUUUCCACACACCCAGGGGUGCUCCAAAGAGAUGCUGCCCACCCCCAGUGCUGCUUUUGAAGCUCGUCCAAGACUUCUUGUGCCUCCCCCCGUCCCUCCCCUUCCUGCUGUUUUGAGGUUAUGUGCACUGGGGAGUUCCAUGGCAGGAAGGCAGGGUUUUAUUUACACUGUGGGGGUUCCCUAUUCGCACCGUGUCCCUGUCCAGCCUGCAACUCCAGGGUCCAGUCCAAUCCCUGUCGUCUGACCAUGAGGAUUUGGUGGCUCCUGUUGGUUAUGGGCACAUGUGCAAGGAGUGUGUACUCCCAGGACACCUGCCGGCAGGGGCACUCUGGCAUCCCUGGGAAUCCAGGUCACAAUGGCCUACCGGGAAGAGAUGGACGAGAUGGUUCCAAGGGUGACAAAGGAGACACAGGAGAACCAGGACAUCCCGGUGGCCCAGGGAAGGAUGGAAUUCGUGGGGAGAAAGGAGAACCAGGAGCAGAUGGAAGAGUUGAAGCAAAAGGCAUCAAAGGAGAUCCAGGCUCCAGAGGAUCCCCAGGGAAGCAUGGCCCAAAGGGCUCCACUGGUCCUACAGGAGAGCAAGGGCUGCCAGGAGAGACUGGCCCUCAGGGGCAGAAGGGAGAUAAAGGCGAUGUGGGCCCCACUGGUCCAGAAGGACUAAUGGGCAGUACUGGUCCUUUGGGCCCCAAGGGCUUACCUGGCCCAGUGGGUCCCAUUGGCAAACCAGGUCCUAGAGGUGAAGCUGGACCCAUGGGCCCCCAGGGGGAGCCAGGAGUCAGAGGAAUAAGAGGCUGGAAAGGCGAUCGAGGAGAGAAAGGGAAGGUCGGUGAGGCUCCCAUCUUGCCCAAGAGUGCUUUCACUGUGGGGCUCACGGUGAUCAGCAAGUUCCCGCCUCCUGAUGCACCCAUCAAAUUCGAUAAGAUCCUGUACAAUGAACUGAACCAUUACAAUGUAGCGACGGGGAAAUUCACCUGCCAUGUGGCUGGUGUCUAUUACUUCACCUACCACAUCACUGUUUUUUCCAGGAACGUGCAGGUCUCUUUGGUCAAAAAUGGGGUAAAAGUCCUGCACACCAAGGAUGGUUAUAUGAGCUCUGAGGACCAGGCCUCUGGUGGCAUUGUGCUGGAGCUGAAGCUCGGGGAUGAGGUGUGGAUGCAGGUGAUGGGAGGCGAGAGGUUUAAUGGCUUGUUUGCAGAUGAGGAUGACGAUACCACAUUCACCGGCUUCCUUCUGUUCAGCAGCUCUUGACACAAAGGACUCUGCACCUGGGCCUCAUGGAAGGCUCUCAAUGGUGGACAUGGUGCCCCCAGACCUAGCUCAGUGAAGGUGGGGUGCGAUUGUGUCCAUUCCUCCAAUUAUUGCAUCAAUUCCAAAAUGUAGAGGUGGGAAGCUAGUCCUACAAAUCCAGCCAUUUGAACACAUUAAUAAUAAACUCAGAGACACCAACAAUGCAUCAGUGUCUC
Molecule: messenger RNA, 1989 nt
Organism: Peromyscus maniculatus bairdii (prairie deer mouse)
Lineage: Eukaryota; Metazoa; Chordata; Mammalia; Rodentia; Cricetidae
Gene: C1qtnf9
Product: C1q and TNF related 9
Molecular function (GO): protein binding
Source: RefSeq, a predicted model, not a curated record